Messenger RNA from Naegleria gruberi, 1767 nucleotides. RefSeq lists its product as uncharacterized. The transcript has a single exon. The record is from RefSeq and is a predicted model, not a curated record. Lineage: Eukaryota; Heterolobosea; Eutetramitea; Acrasida; Naegleriidae. Gene Ontology annotation, cellular component: preribosome, small subunit precursor; preribosome, large subunit precursor; nucleus. Bases 1 to 1767 code for a protein of 588 amino acids. Gene Ontology annotation, biological process: rRNA processing.
AUGGGUAAAAAGUCAAAAGCUAAUAACAACAACAAUAAACAAGCCAAUAAUAACACUAAUGGUAACAACAAACAAAAGAAGAUAAGCAAAUCGGAAUCCAAAGUUGAGGAAAAUACAUUCACAGAGGAACAAUUAAAAAUCCAUAGAGAAAAUGUAGUAAAACUCACCAAGGAUCUUGCUGCUACCGAUGAAGGUUUUAGAACAAGAGCUGCCGAAAGAUUCCCAACAUUUUUGAAGGAAACUAAAUUCAACAAGUUGGAUCUUGAUACUAAUUUUAUUGAUUUUAGAAAAUUGUGGAAAGGUGCAUUGUACGGAUUUUGGCUGUGUGAUGGUGAAUUUAAACAACACGAAAUGGCUCAACUCUUGGCAGAAUGUAUUCACCACGUGAAGGGAGGCGAAUCAUCUCCACACGAAUUACCUAUUGCCUUUUUGAGAGCUUUCUUUGAUGAACUCUUUGAAACAUGGCCAAGACUUGACAAACACAGAAUGGACAAAUAUUUAAUGUUAGUGAGAAAAGUAAUGCAACAAGCAUUCGUGUUUUUGAACAAGACAGCUCAAUACAAACUAGAAGCAGUUGAGGAAUUUAUUGAAUUCAUUUUAGAAGAUGGUAUUUUCAAUAAUGAGGAACGUAAAUUAUUAGCAUCUUUGCAAAUUCACAUUGCAGAAUUAUUCUUCUUGGAAUUGGUUCAAUAUGGUGGUCCUCAAGUUGAAAAUGAUUCUGACUAUCAUCUCAAUGAAGAUGCAUUGAUGAAAUUCGUCCAAUUCUUCAUCAAAGAUUUUGCCUCUACAGAAAAUAACAGUAUCAAAAAGACAUACAAGGAAGAAAUGUUCGAUUUACUUGCUCAAUAUCAAUCAGUUGAAGGUGAAAGUAAACCUGAAGAAGAGGAAGAGGAGGAAGAAACCGAAGAAAAUGGAGAUGCUAUGGAAGAUGAUGAAGAUGAUGAUGAAGAUUUACCACUUGAUGAAUUUGGUAAUGUCAGACAAAUUGUUAAAGAUAGACCUUUACCUGUCAAUAUCGAACGUAUUGUCAAGGAAUUCGAAAAAUACAAGACUGGAUAUGAAAACUCGGAUGUCUGUGUUGAAUACUAUGAAAAAUUCAAGACUAGAAUUAUUACUCUCGAUGAUUUAUAUUCUGAAUUGGAAGAAGUUGAAACUACUGUAUCUCAAAAAGAACAAGCUAAGAUUGAAAGGAAGAAGAAACAACAAGAAAAGAAAGCUCAACAAGUUAAUGAAAAUAAGAAACCACAAGAAAAGAAGCAACAACCUGAAAAGAAACAAACUGAAAAGAAAGUAGAAACAACGCCACAAGAAAAGAAACAAAAGAAGGAUAAUAGUAAGGCAACCGAACAAAAGAAGAAGGAAGAAGAGGAAAAGAAAAAGCAAGAAAAAUUAGAACAAGAAAGAUUGGAACAAGAAAAGAAAGUUCAAUUAGAAAAGGAACAAAAGGAAAGAGAAGAAGCUGCUGCUGAAGAAAAGAAACGUAAUCAAUUGUUAAGUAAGGUGAAAUCCGUGAAAAAGCUGCUCAAGGACAAGAAGCCAAUCACAAGUACUGCUACCUCUUCUGAAGAAAAACAAGAAAAGAAGAAGGUUAUAAUUGACCUCGAAAAGAAUCAAGUUAAAACUUUCAAUAAGAAGGAUAUUGUUCCAAGUUUACCAGUCGAUUUAACAUUUUCACCAACCAAAGGUUUAUUGAAAACGAAACAAGACAAGAAGAGAAGUUCCGAUUCUUCAGAUAACUCUCAAAGAUCUUCAAAAAAGAGAAAGUAA